This is a messenger RNA of Trypanosoma conorhini, 3342 nucleotides long. Its product is annotated as putative DNA-dependent ATPase. The record is from RefSeq and is a predicted model, not a curated record. NCBI's taxonomy places the organism in Eukaryota, Euglenozoa, Kinetoplastea, Trypanosomatida, Trypanosomatidae. Gene Ontology annotation, molecular function: DNA binding; ATP binding; histone binding. The transcript has a single exon. Gene Ontology annotation, biological process: nucleosome organization; regulation of transcription by RNA polymerase II. Gene Ontology annotation, cellular component: nucleus; chromatin. The coding region runs from base 1 to 3342 and encodes 1113 amino acids.
AUGACGACGAUGCAUCCGAGUCGUACCGAGAGGCAGCGGCAGGACCUGCACACUGCAAGUGACCUGGAUCGUCGCAUGAACGACCUUGCAGCGGCGGAGUUGUAUGAACAGAUAUUACUAGGCUGCGUGCGGGCCGGGAUGAAUCCUAAUGAGAAGAGCGAAGAAGAGGAAUAUGAAGGGUACGUGGCUCCUACAUUUGACCCUGUGCAGGGCGCUCGGGUGGCUGCGGCGAAGCGGUCGCAACUCGCUAAAACCUACCAUGAGCGUGAGAGCAUCAUUCGCAAUCUUCGAUCCUCACCGCAGCAUCAGCAGCUCGGCUCUUUUGACCGCCUCUUGACAGAGACGGAGUACUGGACAGGGGUGAGGGAGUGGGGCGGUGAAAAUGGGGGCGGCAAUAGCAAGCGCCUGCGCUCCCGCCACGGGGGCAAUGCAGAUGAGGACUCAGUGGGUUUUGACCUCCUGCACCUCACCGAGACCCCGUCAUACAUACGGGGCAAACUGCGGCCGUACCAAAUUGAGGGCGUGAACUGGCUGCUGGGCCUUUUUUCUUGCAAUAUAAACGGCAUUCUGGCGGACGAGAUGGGCCUUGGCAAGACGCUGCAAACCAUCGCGACUCUGGGGUACCUAAAGUUCACCUACGGACUCCCCGGACCACAUCUUGUGGUCUGCCCGAAGUCUGUCAUGGGCAACUGGUACCGGGAACUCAAGCACUGGUGCCCGGCCCUUAACGCCUUCAAGUUCCACGGGUCCAGUGAGAUUCGUCCACAGCUGAUAAAGUCACACCUUCAGCCGUACGAAAAGUUAAAAUACGACAUUGUUGUGACCACGUUUGAGAUGGUACUCGAGGAGUUGCCUACGUUUAAACGCAUCCACUGGCAGUAUUUAAUUGUAGACGAGGCCCAUAAACUCAAAAAUGAGGAGGGCCGCGCCCACACUGCCUUGGAUUCCCUGUGCACGAAUCAUCGCCUUAUUAUCACCGGAACUCCAUUGCAGAACAAUCUCAAGGAGCUAUGGGCCUUGCUGCACUUUCUUGCCCCUCGCCUCUUCGACAACGCUGAAGCCUUUGAGGCCUGGUUUGACACCUCAAGUGGUCAACAGGAUAGUAAUGCCAUGUCAAACAUGCACAAGAUACUUGCUCCUCUUAUGAUCCGUCGUGUAAAAUCGGAAGUUAGCACUGGUAUUCCACCAAAGAGGGAAAUUUACGUCGCCUGCAAGUUGACUAAAACGCAGCGGAAGUGGUACAUGCAUGUAUUAGCGAAGGAUGCCGAAGCACUCAACAAGGCGUCUGGAGGAAGCAUGUCUUCUCUCACGAAUAUCUUGAUGAACUUGCGCAAAGUUAUUAAUCACCCAUAUAUGAUGAAUGGUGGGGAGGAAGGGCCACCGUUUAUCACCGAUGAACGCAUUGUGAAAUACAGUGGAAAAAUGUUGAUUCUCGACAAAUUGCUUUUUCGUCUCAAACGUGAGGGGGAGGCGAAACACAAGGUUCUCAUCUUCUCACAAUUUACCACCAUGUUGGACAUCCUGGAGGACUACUGUGCGAUGCGUGGAUUCCGAGUGUGUCGUAUCGAUGGCAACACAAGUGGGUACGACCGUGACGCUCAAAUGGCCGCCUUCAACUCACCCAACAGUGAUUACUUUAUUUUCUUACUCUCCACCAGAGCGGGAGGACUUGGUAUCAACCUGCAGGCGGCAAACCAUGUUGUUAUCUACGACUCGGACUGGAAUCCGCAGAUGGAUCUACAAGCGCAGGAUCGGGCUCAUCGAAUUGGUCAGAAACGUGUGGUACGGAUAUACCGCUUUAUAACAGAGGGCACGGUGGAGGAAAAGAUUUACCGCCGCGCACUAAAAAAGCUCUACCUUGACGCAAUGGUAGUUCAGCAUGGGCGUAUGCAGAGGCGUGGUGGAAACAAUGUCUCCAAAGAGGAACUUCUUUCCAUGAUCAAGUUUGGUGCAGAAGAGAUCUUCAAGACCAAGGAUGAGGACAUUACGGAGGCUGACAUUGACCAACUCUUCGAUGGGGAAGAGAAGUCCAAGCAGAUUAACUCGGCUAUGAAGGAACAGGUUCAAAUGUCAUUGGCAAGUUUUCAACUUGGUGCAGAGGAAGCAAAUGUCUACGACUUUGAAGGCGUAAGCUUCAAGGCCGGUGUCGAGUCGCGCAUGUUGCACCUUUCACUUCCAAGCCAGGUCUCACAGGACGAACUGCACCGGCAAUGUUCUAGACACGGUGAGGUAAUAAAGGUUGUGUUGCACCCAAACCUCUCCGAAGCCCUUGUUUUUUUUCGCUCCACAAGUGGCGCCAUUGAGGCCAAGGAUAACCUGCCGUAUGAGUGUCAAUUCGCCGCGAAGGAUGCGCAAAUGGUUGUACCCACGGAAGUGAUCACGGAAUAUCUAAGCGUUGGUGAGAAACUCGGGCGUGGUCACCGUUUGCGGGAGGCGAUUCGCCACUAUACAGAGGAGGACGUGGAACGUAUGCAGAGCCGCGCCACAAAAGCCCCGCCCUUACGCCUUCCAAGGUGCCCCAAAUUUCCCCCGCAUCAACUGUACAAUGCCAAGCGGCUACAGGAGCUCCACGCAACGGAGCUUGCUUUGAUGGUGCAGAAUUGGAAACGAAAAUACGAACCCUCGGGCGACGGCGCUGCGGAGCAGCAGGAGCAUCAGGAAGGCCUAGAGGCAGAAGCGACGGAUCGCAACACGGGGAAGGAGGAAGUGGAGGAGGAGGACGAGACACUGACGAUCGUGGAGCAGGAAGAGCGGGAGCGGCUACUUAAUGAGGGGUUCUCAAAUUGGAGUCUUCAAGAGUACCGUCGCCUUGUUGGGGCACUCACCAGCGGUGCGUAUGACGUGACGGAUUACCCGGCACUAGCGAGUGCCAUUGCCUCUGGCAAGACAGUGGGGGAAGUGCGUGAUUACUUGACGGCUCUUCUUGAGCGUGGGGCACAGUGUAUUAAAGGAUUUUUACACGUUGAACAGCGCAUCAGGAACGCUCAGGAGAAGCGCAAGAGGAAAGAGGAUGAACUGCGUGCCGCCACAUGGAAGGUUGAGAGCUACGAUCAUCCGGAGUCACAACUCACCUUCAGGGGACGCGGAGCUCAUGAAUUUGAUCGUCGGCUUUUCCUCAUGGCGUAUGACACUGGUUUCCGAGUGAAGAAUAUAGGCAGCGUCGUGAAGGGGAUGCCAGAGUACCGGUUUGACGUGUGGUGCCAAUCAAGAAGCGACACCUACUUUGAGCGUCGGGUGGGGAUUUUGAUGAAAGCGGUGAGAAGAGAGUGGGAUAAACCAAACGGCGAGGCGCUGGAUCCGCCACCGCGGCGCCCGAAGCUGGACGCUGCCGCAAACAAUUAA